Limulus polyphemus (Atlantic horseshoe crab) is the source of this 1209-nucleotide messenger RNA. RefSeq names its product adenylate cyclase type 2-like. NCBI's taxonomy places the organism in Eukaryota, Metazoa, Arthropoda, Merostomata, Xiphosura, Limulidae. Gene Ontology annotation, molecular function: adenylate cyclase activity. Bases 548 to 1180 code for a protein of 210 amino acids. Gene Ontology annotation, biological process: adenylate cyclase-activating G protein-coupled receptor signaling pathway; cAMP biosynthetic process. The record is from RefSeq and is a predicted model, not a curated record. The transcript has 7 exons.
ACAUAUGGCAAAACUCCCUCCAAUUCUCCAAGGUUGUAGAAUAUUCGUGAAUGCACGAAUCGACAAUAUAUCCACUUCCGUAACCGGUUAAAUAUAAAGUAUUGUUGUCCAAUCUUUCUAGAAAACAUUUCUGGCAUAUAUAAAAAGAUCAAGGCCAAAGAAGAGAAUACUUAAGUCUGCUAGGAAACUGUUAUAACUGUGUAUGCUAUAAACCGUGAUUUUGCUAACCCUUACCAACCGAAAAAUAGACAUUUGACCAGGAACAGCUAUAAAUUUUGAAUGUCAGUGAAUUCUCAUCAAACGUUAAUAUCUUUCCAAAAAUAUUACUGGUUUCUCAUCAGGCAUUAGUAGUUUUAUGAAAAUAUUAUCUUACUUCAACAGUCCAAUAAUUCAGUGCCUGAAAAAGCUAGCUAUUGUUACAUAGCAAUUGUACGUACAUCAACUUCAAGUUAACUCGCUGGAUAUCAAGGAGACUCUGAACUAGGAAGACGAUUUUAGGCUAUUUAAUUCUGAAGAUGAUCCGUUGUCACCAUCAGUGUCAUCUCUGAUGUCACGUGUUGCUAACCAAAUCAGCAAACAUUUUAUGAUUCGAAUUUUGCUGUGGUUUAUGAUUUCAUUUCUGAUGUUUUUCUGUGCCCUUAUAAGAAUGGGUGAUUGUGUUUUUGCGACUAAAGUUCAGCUGAAUAACAAUACAAUGUUCAAUAAUUCCAACUCCACAAUCUGUGAAGCUUGUGAAUAUCCAUGGCACAAUACCUUUAGUGCGAUUUUAGCCAUGACAGCAACAUCUGUUUUUCUUCGGAUCAAUUAUGUAUUUAAAUUUGUCAUUAAUUCAGUCAGUUUGGCUAUCUACAUUUUGUAUACCAUCAGAGAAGAAGAAAGCAUUGUGGCUGAUAGAAAAGUGUAUUUUUCAGACUGGCACAAGUUGGAUGCAACUGUGAUGAUAAAUCAGUGCAUAUUUCUAGUAAUAAUCUUCGUCACUUUAUUUGUGGUGGAUCGACAGGUUGAAUAUAUUUGUCGACUUGAUUACCUGUGGAAGAACAAAUUCAAUGAAGGUAAAGAAGAAACAAGAAUAAUGGGUCUUGUGAACAGGCUUCUACUACAGAAUAUUCUUCCUGUUCAUGUUACAGAUUAUUACUUGAGCCACAAAAAUUUGCAUUCAGAGGAUUUUAUCUCCCACUAGUCACCAUUCUUCAAUCAACUCACUCUCUU